This is a messenger RNA of Naumovozyma dairenensis CBS 421, 1515 nucleotides long. RefSeq names its product putative hydrolase (gene LPL1). Lineage: Eukaryota; Fungi; Ascomycota; Saccharomycetes; Saccharomycetales; Saccharomycetaceae. Gene Ontology annotation, molecular function: monoacylglycerol lipase activity. The transcript has a single exon. Bases 1 to 1515 code for a protein of 504 amino acids. The record is from RefSeq and is a predicted model, not a curated record.
AUGACAGCAGAUACAUUACUAUUAUCAUCAACAGCAUCAACUUCUUUGUCUCCUGUGAAUAGUGCACAAACUUCGAAUUCUUCCCUAACUAAAAAAUCACCAAGGGAAGCCCAUCUCUUCAUCCUGCUCCAUGGUCUUUGGGGCUCUUACAAGCACAUGGAAUCGAUGAAAGCUACAUUAAGACAUAAACUAAGAGAUACUCAGGAUACUUUACCCAUAAUAUACUACUCUCCGAAGGAAAAUGCUCUCUUCAAGACAUUCGACGGUAUCGAAGUCGUUGGAUACAGAACUUUGUUUGAAAUUAUUAGUUUUAUUAAAUUCCACCCUGAAUUUAAAUUUACCAAAUUAAGCGUGUGUGGGUACUCAAUGGGUGGCCUUGUAGCGAGGUUUCUUAUAGGGACCAUUUUUGGUGAUGAUCCAAUGGAUAAAGAGUUAUUGAGUGUCUUUGGUGAAAUGGUUCCUCAAUUGUUUGUCACUUUUGCUACUCCACAUUUGGGAGUACGAUUUUAUAAUCCUUUGAGUAAUAAAUUGAGAUGGAUACUGGACCCACUUUUGACUGUGUUGGGAUCAUCUUUAUUGGGGAAGACUGGGAGAGAAAUGUUUUUAACUGGGAGUAAUGAUACUUUAGUUCAAUUAAGUUCUGGGAAAUAUUUGAAAGGGUUACGGAAAUUUAAGUGGAGGAUUGUUUUUGCUAAUGUUAAGAAUGAUAGAACUGUUGCAUUUUAUAGUGCUUUCAUUACUGACCAUGAUCCAUUUAUUGACACGGGGAAUCAAAUCAAAUAUAGUUUUGAAGAUGAUAUUCCAGGUAAUAAAUAUACGGGGAUUUUGCCAAGAAUUGUCGAUUUGUAUAAAUUAGAUAAAUCAUCAAAACCACCACAAGCUAAAGAGACAAAAACUUUGAAAAAGAGUGCAUUAACUUUGAUAUGGAUUGCUCUUGCAAUGACCUUAGUAUUCCCAAUUGCUCUAUGUAUGAAUCUCGGUGGAACUAUUUACAGUUACAUUGCCGCAUCAAAAUAUAGGAAAAUGAUAGCUAGUGGUGAGGUCAAUGACGUCUUACUAAAAGAGGUUGACAUAUCAAUAUCUGGUAAUUCAGGAUCCUCUAUAGAUACAUUGUCUCCCACCUUUAGCGUUACAGAUAGUUUCAAGACUUAUGUGCAAGAUGUUUAUGGAUCCAUAUUUGAAGAUGAAAUUGAGAAUGCUGAGGACGCUGAUAUUAAUGAUUAUGAAGAGGAUAACGGUUCAUGGAAUUCCUUUAUAGAGAAAUACUCUGAAAUAACAAGCGAUAAUGAUGACAGUUGGGAACAAAAUUUCAAUCGUUUGGAAUUUGAUUCGAAAAGAGAUAUGAUGCUAAAGAAUCUUUCGUCAGUAAAAUGGAUUCGUAUACCAGUGUAUAUAAAGGCAAUUAAUGCACAUGGUGGUAUAGUAGCUAGAAGUGGGUUAGAUAAAACUGGAAGGACUAGUGUGGCAAACGUCGAAUUUGCAGGCCAACUACUAAAUUAUUUACUAAAUCAUUAA